This is a messenger RNA of Triticum dicoccoides, 1074 nucleotides long. Its product is annotated as septin and tuftelin-interacting protein 1 homolog 1-like. Gene Ontology annotation, biological process: spliceosomal complex disassembly. Gene Ontology annotation, cellular component: U2-type post-mRNA release spliceosomal complex. The record is from RefSeq and is a predicted model, not a curated record. Lineage: Eukaryota; Viridiplantae; Streptophyta; Magnoliopsida; Poales; Poaceae. The transcript has a single exon. The coding region runs from base 58 to 1074 and encodes 338 amino acids. Gene Ontology annotation, molecular function: nucleic acid binding.
GAAACACUCAUCUUUGGCAAACUUUUUGUUUGCCAGUCGUCUGUUUGCUUGCUAGGCAUGGCGCUACUUGAACAUGAUAUGUCAGGCAACCUCGCAUUCCCUAGCCUCGCAGUGGCGAAGAUGAUGCGACGUUGGAACUAUCGAGAAGGCUCAGGUCUCGGUGCACAUGGGCAAGGGAUCAUCGUGCCUAUACAAUUCACCGUGCGGUCUCCAAAAGCUGGCAUCGGUCAUUGUGAGAAACCACAUGACAAUGGCCUAUACGUUCCGCCGUUGCCACAUGUGGAAGAGGAGUGGCAUACGUGGAAGGGUCUUUCACGAGCCCUGCGUCUUGAAGUAGAGUGCUACGAAAAGAUCCUCUCAUUGCUGCAUGACAUGGCUCUUCAAGGGGACGAUAGCGUGGAGACGGCGGACGCAUUGGCGGCGAUCGUCAAGUCCAAGAAGGUGAUCCAGGAGAACCGUGCGCUAGGGUUGUGGAAGGCCACACUGCCAUCCUCCACCUUGCGGUACAUCAUUGAGAAGGUGAUCAUGCCGAGGAUGGCCAUGGAUGCGCGAGAGUGGAUGCCAUCGUGGGAUCCGGACUGUCACCACUGGCUUCACCCAUUGAUUCCUCUCAUCGACCACUUACCGGAGAGUCUCUAUGACAUUGUCGAAAGCAAGAUAAGCAAUGGCGGCUACGACAUCGUCUCGCCAUGGAAGGGAUACCUUGACCCAACGCAAUGGGAUACCUUCAGCCGACGCCACAUCUUACCGAAGCUGGCACAAUUCACACGGAACCUGAGGAUCACACCGCCAAAGCAAAUCGACUCCUCGUUCUGCACGCUGAUGCUAUGGGCACCUCUCGUGCAUGUUGAAGACAUGGUAUUUAUCCUAGAAGCCGAGUUGUUUUUCGACAAAUGGAAAAGUGCGCUGCGACAUUGGUUGCACGCCACAAAGCCCUCGUUUGGGGAGGCCACCGCAUGGUGCACCGGCUGGAAAAAGCUCUUCACGCCAGAGCUACUCGCCGAUGAACGCGUGCUCGCACAUCUCGAAGUUGGUGUUGACAUUGUCAACAUACUUGUAAAUUAUACUUGGUAG